AUGUCGUCGGCUGUGUCUUUGCCCGUGUGUGCCCUGUGUUGGUCCGUCUCUUCGGGUGAGGACUUGUACAUGACCAGAGCUCUGAAGCUGAUGUCUGAGACACCGCUCAUCGAUGGCCACAAUGACCUGCCUUGGCAACUCCGUGAACAAUUCAACAACCAGCUCAACAAAGUGGACCUAAACACUCUGGAAACAACACACACCAACAUACCAAAGAUUAAGACGUGUCGUCUUGGAGCGCAGUCUAUUCUUUUUCCUUCCUUCUUUCCGUUCUGGUCAGCCUACGUGCCCUGCGAGUCUCAGUACAAAGAUGCAGUCAGAAAAACGCUGGAGCAGAUUGAGGUGAUUCAUAGGAUGUGUCAGAAAUACCCAAAAACGUUCACGUUCGCCACCAGCAGCCAAGGUCAGGGGACAGCGUUCGGCCACAAUGAGACGGCCAGUCUGAUUGGUGUGGAGGGGGGGGGUCACUCCAUUGACAGCAGUCUUGGCACACUGCGUACCUUGUACCACUUGGGGGUCCGCUACCUGACACUCACACACUCCUGCAACACACCCUGGGCCGAUAACUGGCUUGCGGACACUGGAUCAGAACUACCGCAACACAACGGACUGUCUCCUUCUGGCAAGCAACUGAUUGUAGAAAUGAAUCGCGUGGGGAUGCUGAUCGACCUGUCUCAUGUGACUGUAAGAGUGAUGCACCAGGUUCUGGACAUGUCAAAGGCUCCCGUCAUCUUCAGCCACUCCUCCGCCUUCGCUGUCGGUCCACAUAAGAGAAAUGUUCCGGAUGAAGUCCUCAAGAGAGUGAAUGAAACUGGAGGGAUCGUCAUGGUCAACUUCUACGACGACGAAGUGACCUUCUCCCACACUGCCACCCUCGCCAACGUUGCCGAUCAUUUUGACCACCUAAGAAAAGUGGCUGGAGCUGGCAUCGUUGGUUUCGGUGGUGACUAUGAUGGUGUUGAAAGACUCCCAGAGGGUCUGGAGGAUGUGUCCAAGGUCCCACAUCUGGUGGCUGAGCUGCUGAGAAGAAGGUGGUCUGAUCUUGAGGUUAAAGCCGCUCUGGGAAACAACUUGCUUCGUGCACUCAAACGUGCGGAGGAGGUGAGAGAUAGACGCUCACACCCUUCUCAUGCUGACACCUCUCCCUGA
Molecule: messenger RNA, 1149 nt
Organism: Phycodurus eques (leafy seadragon)
Lineage: Eukaryota; Metazoa; Chordata; Actinopteri; Syngnathiformes; Syngnathidae
Gene: dpep1
Product: dipeptidase 1
Biological process (GO): proteolysis
Molecular function (GO): metallodipeptidase activity
Source: RefSeq, a predicted model, not a curated record